Apodemus sylvaticus (European woodmouse) is the source of this 650-nucleotide messenger RNA. RefSeq names its product chibby family member 1, beta catenin antagonist (gene Cby1). Lineage: Eukaryota; Metazoa; Chordata; Mammalia; Rodentia; Muridae. Gene Ontology annotation, cellular component: nucleus. The record is from RefSeq and is a predicted model, not a curated record. Gene Ontology annotation, biological process: negative regulation of Wnt signaling pathway. The coding region runs from base 186 to 569 and encodes 127 amino acids. The transcript is spliced from 6 exons.
CGCCCGCCAAUCGUGGUCGAGGCGGUUGCCGCGGCCUGGGCGGAUCCUUGCAGAAGGCUGCGGGCUAGCUCUGGACUCGGUCUUCGCAGGCAGAAUGAAGAUAAUGUAUUUUAUAACCUGAUGCAAACUAAAGCUUCGCACACCCUAGGAGAAGGAAGUGUUGCUGUUUCCUCACUGAGCCGGGGAUGCCUCUCUUUGGGAACAUAUUCAGCCCAAAGAAGACCCCUCCUCGGAAGUCGGCCUCUCUCUCCAACCUACAUUCUUUAGAUCGGUCAACGCGGGAACUGGAACUGGGCCUUGACUAUGGAACGCCCACCAUGAACCUGGCGGGGCAGAGCCUGAAGUUUGAGAAUGGCCAGUGGGUGGCAGACUCGGUGAUUAGUGGGGGUGUGGACCGGAGGGAAACUCAGCGCCUGCGCAAACGAAACCAACAGUUGGAAGAAGAAAACAAUCUCCUGCGGCUGAAAGUGGACAUUCUGCUGGACAUGCUUUCAGAAACCACUGCGGAGUCCCACUUAAAGGACAAGGAACUGGAUGAACUGAAGAUUACCAACCGCAGGAGGAAGUGACGAGCGAGCUCUCCAGGAGACUAGAACGAGCCCACAGACUGGGAGGAGGGUGUGGCAGAGCCCUUUGAUUUUUUUUUUUUU